AUGACGUCGGUUUCUAAUUUUAUUGAACGAAAAGCAAUUGAUAUUUCGGGUCGAUUAGGUUCAUUUUAUGAUGCAUCAUAUGACAGAUUGGUUGAUAAAUACUCUGUCAAGGCAUCUAACAUUCGAAGACUUAACGGAUGUUCUAUAUGUAAAGUAUUCUCAGGUGAUCAAUCAAUUGAUUUAAUAACUUAUCUUAAAGAGAUGGAUGCCAGUGAUGAUCUUCAACAAAGUAUACUUCUUUGUAUGGUUAGUCCAUCAGGAGUUUGUUCUCUAGUCAAUCAUAAUCAAUCUAUUCAUGAUAAUAGUCGUUUUCUAUAUUAUUCAUAUAGAAGUAAAGAAGAAGAAUUGAAUUUUACAGCUGGAAAUGUAGAUCAAAUUAUUCGACCCCCAUCGUCGACUCGUGCAACUCAUAUGAUUACUAAAAUAGUAUGGGGCAUAGAAAUUUUAUGCAUUAUACCGAUUUCAAAUGAUCAAUCUGUGAAGACUGUUGACAAUUUACUUGAAAGUAUUUCCAAUCGAUUACAAAAUAGCAAGGGCAAUCUCGUUCUAAGUGACAUUGAGAAACGUCAAAUUGCUGAACUGAUUAAUGUUACAAUAUAUGGCUCUGAAACAUGUGUUAACAAUCCUAAUACACCAUUAUUAGUUAUUCUAAAUAAACUACAAGAAUGGCAGAAAUAUGAAAAUUUUCAUCAUCCACUUAUUCCUUGUAAACAAAAAUUGAACGACUUCAGCGUUGUACGCCUACCUAUUGAAUCAACAUCAAAACCUCGACGUGAUCAUCUCAAAGAGCAACCAUUACCAUCAGCAUCCUCACCAAAACUACAACGAUCAUUAGCAUCUUCACUUCCAUCAGAAAACAAAUUACCAUCAAUAACUGAGAUCAAUGUAUUACUUAUGGGUGAAACAGGAGUUGGAAAAUCAACAUUCAUUAAUUCAUUUGUUAAUUAUUUAAUUUUCGAUACUCUUGAACAAGCUCAACAAAAUGAUCCGGUUGUAUUAAUUCCAGUUUCAUUUCUUAUUACUACUGGUGAUCAAUUUAAUGAAUUUAUUGUUAAAUUUGAUGAUAUUGAUUCAAAUGAAAAUCAUGAACAUCAAGGUCAAUCAGUAACACAACAAUGUAAAUCAUAUAUGUUCAAAUUAAAUGAAAGAUUAUGUUUACGUUUAAUUGAUACACCAGGUAUGGGUGAUACACGUGGUCUUGUUCAAGAUGAAAUAAAUAUUGAUCAUGUAUUAGCAUAUGUUAAUAAUUUAUCACAUUUAAAUGCUGUUUGUUUACUAUUUAAACCAAAUGAAUCUCGGUUGAAUAUGUUUUUUAGCUCGUGUGUUAAUCAAUUAUUAAUGUAUUUAACACCAAUCUUUUAUAAUAAUAUUAUUUUUUGUUUUACUAAUGCUCGAUCAACAUUUUUUGCACCGGGUAAUACUGGUUCAUUACUUCGAGAAAUGUUUAAACAAGAACAUCUUAAAGAUAUUCCAUUUGAAAAGAAAAAUACAUUUUGUUUUGAUAGUGAAUCAUUUCGAUAUUUAGCAGCUAAAAAACGUGGUGUUGAAUUUGAUGAAUUUGUAAAACAAGAAUCUAUUAAUAGCUGGACAACAUCAGUGACUGAAUCUGUACGUUUACUUCAUUUUAUUCUUAAUUUAAAACCAUAUAAUUUAAAUGAAUGGCAAUCAAUAAGAAAAACUAGUCUUGAAAUCUCAAUACUUGCUCGACCUCUUAUGGAAACAUUACGUUUAAUACUUUACAAUUGGAAAUUACAUGAAGUUGGAUUAACUGAUAAAGAAAUAACAAUAAAUACAGUUCAUGUUAUCACUAAGAUAUGUUCCAAUUGUGCAAAAAAAACUAAAGAAAAUAAUCUUAUUUUGAAAACGAGACGUUUAUUUAAAAAAACUGAAGAUUUGUUAAUAUAUUGGUUAGUUAUGUUGUUAUUUCGUUUUCAUUUCUUUCCAAAUACUAUUCUUCUCUAG
Rotaria sordida is the source of this 1962-nucleotide messenger RNA. The record is from the annotation of a GenBank genome assembly. Lineage: Eukaryota; Metazoa; Rotifera; Eurotatoria; Philodinida; Philodinidae.